CACAUAAAACAUCAACACAUUGUAAUACAAAGAUUUUCGUUUUUAAAGGGGUACCCAAAAAUGAUAGCCAGAAGGCUCUACCGUUUGCCUUCGCCUCCCUCCAUCUUCUUCACAAUCGCCACCACCCACAGAUCCUCAAGUUCCUCCAACCCUUUCCGUCAUGGGUCUUCUUAUUCUUCCACCCACCAUCUGCUCCAGUUCCAAGCGUUGCGGUCGUAUGCUCGCAAUAGAGGCCAUUAUGAUCUAUUCGGGGGUCGUGUGCCUGGGGCCAAAGAAUUUAGGAAAACCUGGGCUAAAGAAAUGGAAGACGAGGAUGGGUGCCUAUGGACGGCGAGCGAGGAUGAGAGCGACCAUGAAAAUGAACCGAGUUCUCUGAAGAAGGAAAUCAGAAAGGCCAAGCGAAGAGCUGUGGAACGCUCGGACCGCAUUGAUGCAGACGACAGUGAUGAGCUGAGGAGUGUGUGGUCUGGCAGUGAUGAUGAGAAGUCACUAUGGACUGGCAGUGAAGGAGAUGAUGAAGAUGACAUUCCCACAGAAGCUUACCCACAUGAGAAGAGCGACGAGUACAUUGAUAAACUUUUUGAGUUUGACGAAAAACCCAAGUUUCGAAAACUCUCUGAUGCAUUGAAAGACGAGGAGGAACCGGACGAGUUAUCACCCGGGAAGAAAGCAAGGAAACUUGCAGUUGAAAAUGCCCUAAAGAAGUUGAAGAAAGGACCUGAUGGGCGAUAUGUGAAUGUGUGGGAGGUCAUGAGUGAUCUGGACAUUCUAAUUGGCGCUUUUGAGAACAUCAUUUCAGGGCCAGAGUAUGCAGAACUCAGGCAGGGAGGACCUAAGAAGCUGAAUAUGCAGUUCUUUAAGGACAUUCAAGCUCGCAUGCGAGACCCAAACUAUAAAUUCUCUCCCGAAAUGAAGUUGAAACCGAAGAGCAAAGUGGUACCAAGGAAGAAGUGGCAGAAGGUUGAAUCUCGGCGUAGGAAAGCACGGAAUCGCUAGCUGAGGUGUAGAGCAUUUUGUAGUUUUUCAAAUGUUGAGGUUGCAGCAGAAGCUCCAGCUU
This is a messenger RNA of Cuscuta campestris, 1057 nucleotides long. The record is from the annotation of a GenBank genome assembly. Lineage: Eukaryota; Viridiplantae; Streptophyta; Magnoliopsida; Solanales; Convolvulaceae.